AUGCCAGCGCUCGGCCAAAUGAAUGGCCUGCUCUAUCUUUCCGCGCGAGUAAGGUCUUGGCCGGUUGUCACCCAGCCCGGUGGAUCAACGUGGGCGAAUCGUGUUUCUCAGCAGGUUGCUGAUGAACGGGCCAUCUUCGCUUUUGAUGCCAGCGCCAAUGCCAACGCCAACGGCGGCGACCCCUACUUGGCAAACGGGAGAGCCAACAGCAGGACGCCGCUUUCGUCGCCACCCACAUCGCCCUUCCGCCGCCGGGUCAGCAUUCCCCUUGCCAACUUCCCCAGCCCGCCAAGCGGUCUGCGCGCAGAAGGAGGCUUCCUCGCGCUCUUCCACUGCUGCAACUCGACGACUAGUUGCAACGUCUUGAUGCUACCACGCCCUAAUAACUACCGCUCGGGUCAUCACCGUCACCCGGCCCUGCAAUCGACGGAACGCUAUGUUCGACGUGGCUCGACGAGGCCCGGAGAUGGAACCAGUCCCAUGCGUCGGGCGGCUGGUCUCGCCAUUGUGUACGGGGGAAAGAGCUGGGCUCAGAUCCGCCACAUGCUCGCGUCCUUUUCCUGCUGCGCCGGCCGCCCACACGCCGGGCUCCCGGAAGAGGCCGCGGACGCUAGUAGCGAGUAUUCGGAACGCAGUGAAACGCGCUCGAAGGCAUAG
Molecule: messenger RNA, 657 nt
Organism: Gaeumannomyces tritici R3-111a-1
Lineage: Eukaryota; Fungi; Ascomycota; Sordariomycetes; Magnaporthales; Magnaporthaceae
Exons: 4
Coding region: 1-657 (218 amino acids)
Source: RefSeq, a predicted model, not a curated record